This is a messenger RNA of Pyricularia oryzae 70-15, 2775 nucleotides long. RefSeq names its product DNA mismatch repair protein msh-2. The record is from RefSeq and is a predicted model, not a curated record. The transcript is spliced from 2 exons. Gene Ontology annotation, molecular function: ATP-dependent DNA damage sensor activity; mismatched DNA binding; ATP binding. The coding region runs from base 1 to 2775 and encodes 924 amino acids. Lineage: Eukaryota; Fungi; Ascomycota; Sordariomycetes; Magnaporthales; Pyriculariaceae. Gene Ontology annotation, biological process: mitotic recombination; mismatch repair. Gene Ontology annotation, cellular component: nucleus; MutSalpha complex.
AUGUCUUCACGGCCAGAGCUCAAGGUCGACGACGAGCACGGUUUCAUUCGCUUCUUCAAGUCACUGCCAGCCGCCCACAAGGACACAAUAAGGAUCUUCUUCCGAGGAGACUACUACACAGCCCACGGCGAAGAUGCCAACCUGAUCGCUCGCACCGUAUACAAAAGCACUUCGGUGGUGCGGCAACUUGGCCGCAGUGAUCACACUGGAUUGUCAUCUGUCACGCUUUCCAUAACAGUAUUCAAGCAAUUCCUCCGAGAUGCCCUCUACAAACUCGGCAAGAGGGUAGAAAUCUACGAAAGCGCCAACGGGCGGAUGAACUGGAAGGUCACCAAGCAAGCCUCGCCAGGAAACCUGCAAGAUGUUGAGGAUGAGCUCGGCCAAACCGACUCGGCACCCAUGAUUUUGGCUGUCAAGAUCUCAUCCAAGGCAUCGGAGGCUCGGAAUGUUGGUGUUUGCUUUGCCGACGCAAGCGUGAGAGAGUUGGGCGUGAGCGAGUUCCUCGACAAUGAUCUCUUCUCCAACUUUGAGGCUCUCCUCAUCCAGCUUGGAGUCAAGGAGUGCUUGAUUCAGUAUGAUAAGGCCGAGGAUCUCAAGGACCCGGACCUGGCCAAGCUCAAGCAAAUCAUCGACAACUGCGGCGUGGCCAUGUCGGAAAGGCCUAUGGCUGAUUUUGGCACCCGAGAUAUAGAGCAGGAUCUGGCAAGACUGCUCAAAGAUGAGAGAUCGGCAAGCCUGCUACCCCAAACAGAUCUCAAGCUUGCCAUGGGGGCUGCAUCGGCCCUAAUCAAGUACUUGAACGUGCUUCAAGACCCUUCAAACUUUGGGCAGUACCAGCUCUUCCAACAUGACCUCUCACAAUUCAUGAAGCUCGAUGCUGCUGCACUAAAGGCGUUAAACCUCACACCAGGUGCGCGUGAUGGGUCAAAAACGAUGAGUCUGUAUGGGCUAUUGAAUCAUUGCAAGACCCCGGUUGGCAGCCGGCUGUUGGCACAGUGGCUCAAGCAACCACUGAUGAGCAAGGAUGAAAUCGAGGGUCGGCAGCAACUUGUUGAGGCUUUCAUGAACGACACAGAACUUCGACAGACCAUGCAAGAGGAGCACCUGCGCUCCAUUCCGGACCUAUACAGACUGGCGAAGCGUUUCCAGAGGAAGAAGGCAAAUCUUGAGGACGUUGUUAGGGCUUACCAAGUGGUUAUCCGGCUUCCAGGUUUUAUUGGAACCCUGGAGGGUGUCAUGGAUGAAGCCUACCGGGAUCCUUUGGAUGUCGCCUAUACCACAAAACUGCGGGAGCUUUCGGACAGUCUAGUUCGCUUGCAGGAGAUGGUGGAGACGACAGUCGACUUGGAUGCACUGGAAAACCAUGAGUUCAUCAUUAAGCUUGAAUUCGACGAUGGACUGCGCAUAAUCCGAAAGAAGCUGGACAGAAUACGGACUGAGAUGGACAGGGAAUUUUCCAAGGCAGCGGAUGACCUCGGCCAGGAAAAAGAGAAGAAGAUCUUCCUCGAAAACCACAAGGUUCAUGGCUUCUGUAUGAGGCUGACCAGGACAGAAGCCGGCUGUAUCCGCAAUAAUUCUGGAUACCAGGAGUGCUCGACGCAGAAGAACGGAGUAUACUUCACCACUAAGCAUCUCCAGUCACUACGGCGAGAGUUUGACCAACUUUCUCAAAGCUACAACCGAACACAAUCCAGUCUCGUCAACGAGGUUGUGAGUGUUGCCGCAUCUUAUGCGCCUCUGCUCGAGAACCUCGCCGGCAUCCUGGCACACCUGGAUGUUAUCGUCUCGUUCGCGCAUUGCUCUAUGCACGCCCCGAUCUCAUACGUCCGCCCGAAGAUCCACCCCCGUGGUCAGGGCAGGACUCUACUGCGCGAGGCCCGCCACCCAUGUCUUGAGGUGCAAGACGACGUGCAGUUCAUCACCAAUGACGUAGAGCUUGACCGCUCAGGCUCAUCAUUCCUUAUCAUUACUGGUCCCAAUAUGGGUGGCAAGUCGACAUAUAUCCGACAGAUCGGCGUCAUCGCCCUCAUGGCACAGAUUGGAUGCUUUGUGCCCUGCUCAGAAGCCGAGUUGACCAUCUUUGAUGCCAUCCUGGCCCGUGUCGGCGCGAGCGACUCGCAGCUCAAGGGCGUGUCCACCUUCAUGGCUGAGAUGCUCGAGACGGCCAAUAUCCUCAAGUCGGCCACGGCCGAGUCCCUCAUCAUCAUCGAUGAGCUGGGCCGUGGUACCUCGACCUAUGACGGCUUCGGUCUCGCCUGGGCCAUCUCUGAACAUAUUGUCGUCGAGAUUGGCUGCUCGGCGCUCUUUGCCACACACUUCCACGAGCUGACGGCGCUGGCGGAGCAGCACAAGCAGGUUGCUAAUCUCCACGUCACUGCCCACAUCAGCGGCACAGGAGACGACGCGAAGGCGGAUGAAAAGCGUGAGGUCACGUUGCUCUACAAGGUGGAGCCCGGUAUUUGCGACCAGAGCUUUGGUAUUCAUGUUGCGGAACUCGUCAGGUUCCCCGACAAGGUCGUUCGCAUGGCCAAGAGGAAGGCAGACGAGCUCGAAGACUUCACCACCAAGCACAAUGACAACCUCGGCUUGCAGUACAGCAAGGAUGACGUCGAGCAGGGGAGUGCCCGGCUCAAGGAGAUUCUGGUUCAAUGGAAGGAAGAGGUCAAGGCUGGCGACAUGAGCCGAGAAGAGAUGGUCGCGAAGAUGAAGGCUCUCGUGGCGGCAGACACCAAGCUUUUGGAGAACCCGUUUUUCCAGUCGAUCAAGGCGCUGUAA